GCGACUAAACUCGCAGCUUCGAGUUACAGUAGCAGACACUGAAGAACAAGAGAGAGAAAUUGAAGCAGAAGAUUGAGAGGAGAGAGAAGCAGUGAGAGGAAGCGAAAUGAUGAGGUUGUAAGAAAGUGAAGAAGUUUGCGUGUAUUUACGACAGGAAGUUGUGUUGUGAUUUUGGUGGUGGAAGAUUCACGAACAGGUUGUUUUUUCUAUCUGAUUUUUGGUUUAUUGCAAUGGGAGCUCGUUGCUCCAGAUUUGGACUCUGUUUUUGGCCUUCUCAGAUCGAAUCUAAUCUCAACGAUUUGUCCUGCGCCGAUAAUGAGGACGCAUUGCCUGGAUUCUGCGAGUACAGUUUCGAUCAAUUAAGAGCUGCUACUUCGGGAUUUUCUUCGGAGAACAUUGUUUCUGAGCAUGGAGAGAAAGCGCCCAAUGUUGUUUAUAGGGGAAAACUUGACGAUGACCGAGUGAUUGCUGUGAAGCGCUUCAACAAGUCGGCUUGGCCCGAUUCUCGCCAAUUCCUAGAUGAAGCUAGAGCUGUGGGGCAGCUAAGGAAUCAGCGAUUGGCGAAUUUGAUUGGAUGCUGCUGCGAGGGCAAUGAGAGAUUGCUAGUGGCUGAGUUCAUGCCCAAUGAAACUCUUUCCAGGCACCUUUUUCAUUGGGAAACGCAGCCCAUGCAGUGGGCAAUGAGGCUUCGAGUGGCAUUAUAUCUAGCACAAGCUUUGGAGUACUGCAGUAGUAAGGGACGCGCAUUGUACCAUGACCUUAAUGCUUAUAGAGUUCUCUUCGAUCAGGAUGGUAAUCCCAGGCUCUCCUGUUUUGGCCUUAUGAAGAACAGUAGAGAUGGAAAGAGCUAUAGUACCAACCUGGCUUUCACCCCUCCAGAAUAUAUGAGGACAGGGAGGAUAACGCCAGAAAGUGUUGUUUACAGCUUUGGCACUCUAUUGCUUGAUCUUCUCAGUGGCAAACAUAUUCCCCCUAGCCAUGCACUGGAUCUGAUACGUGCCAAAAAUUUUCCGAUGCUGAUGGACUCGUGUUUAGAAGGUCAUCUCUCUAAUGAUGAGGGGACUGAACUAGUGAGGUUGGCUUCAAGAUGUUUACAGUAUGAACUUCGUGAGAGGCCAAAUGUCAAGUCUCUUGUAAUUGCUCUCACUGCUCUUCAGAAAGAAACCGAGGUUCCUUCUUACGUUCUUAUGGGAAUUUCGCAUGGGAAUGCUUCCUCUAAGCAAAUUUCAUUAUCACCUUUUGGGGAGGCUUGCUCAAGAACGGAUCUUACUGCAAUACAUGAAUUUUUGGAGAAGGCUGGAUACAAGGAUGAUGAGGGAGUUGCAAAUGAGCUUUCUUUCCAAAUGUGGACAAGCCAAAUACAGGAAACACUCAAUUCUAAGAAGCGUGGGGACUCGGCAUUUCGAGCUAAAGACUUCGUAAAUGCCAUCGAUUGCUACACGCAAUUUAUAGAUGGAGGAACCAUGGUAUCACCAACAGUGUUUGCUAGACGUAGUUUGUGUUACUUGAUGAGUGACAUGCCUCAGGAAGCUCUAGGAGAUGCUAUGCAAGCGCAAGCAGUGUCACCAGACUGGCCAACUGCCAUGUAUCUUCAAGCUGCCGCCCUUUUCAUCCUUGGAAUGGAAAAUGAUGCACAAGAAACUCUGAGAGAUGGAACAACCCUGGAAUUCAAAAAAGAAAGAACUUGAAUCUGUAUAGGUAUUUCUCUUUAAUUUAACAUUAUUAUUCUUAAAUAUUUCUUUUCUGUUUUAAGUUUCUGCAACACCAAAAGGGUAUGAUUAUUGAACUUGUGAGAGAGAUGAUGUUGGUGCAAAUUUAUAUUUUCAUUGCCCAACAAAGCUAUCUGUUGAUUCUGUUCUGCUCCAGAUGUCAAA
This is a messenger RNA of Cucurbita moschata (crookneck pumpkin), 1874 nucleotides long. RefSeq names its product probable serine/threonine-protein kinase BSK3. The record is from RefSeq and is a predicted model, not a curated record. Gene Ontology annotation, biological process: protein phosphorylation; brassinosteroid mediated signaling pathway. Gene Ontology annotation, molecular function: ATP binding; protein binding; protein kinase activity. Lineage: Eukaryota; Viridiplantae; Streptophyta; Magnoliopsida; Cucurbitales; Cucurbitaceae. Bases 231 to 1688 code for a protein of 485 amino acids. The transcript is spliced from 11 exons.